Molecule: messenger RNA, 7559 nt
Organism: Marmota monax (woodchuck)
Lineage: Eukaryota; Metazoa; Chordata; Mammalia; Rodentia; Sciuridae
Gene: Slc44a5
Product: solute carrier family 44 member 5
Exons: 22
Coding region: 161-2332 (723 amino acids)
Biological process (GO): transmembrane transport
Cellular component (GO): membrane
Molecular function (GO): transmembrane transporter activity
Source: RefSeq, a predicted model, not a curated record
CGCUGCCGCUGCCUCGCAGAUGCCAUCACAGCAACAAAGAGCUCGCUGAGCGGAGAGCGGCCGCGAGAGCUCGCCUUGAAGCCACCGCAUCAGCUCUCGGAGCUGCGCGUCAGCGGGAGGAAGCGGAGAAGGAGUUCUGGGGGAGGGAAGAGGGUAGAAGAUGGCCAGGAGGAGAAAAAACCCCAGCAUCAAGGGUGAAUCAAAGUCAUCUGAGCCAGAAUUCAGGAGGCCUGUUGUCGAGAGGAAUUUUACAGAUGUUCUGUGCUGCAUAAUCUUCCUACUGUUUAUUAUGGGCUACAUUGUUGUAGGACUUGUGGCCUGGGUACACGGCGACCCCAGGAGAGUGGCCUAUCCUACAGACAGCAAGGGCCACUUUUGUGGCCAGAAGGGCACCCCCAAUGAGAACAAGACCAUUUUGUUUUACUUUAACCUGUUAAGAUGUGCCAAGCCUUCCAUUCUGUUUGGCCUACAGUGCCCUACCACACAGAUCUGUGUCUCCAAGUGCCCAGAAAAAUUUUUAACCUACGUGGAAAUACAAAUUUCGUACAAAGGAAAUAAUAGUAAUUGGUUAUACUACAGUCAAUUCUGCCAGCCUACUGCUGAACCUGAAAAGCCCAUCUCAGAAGUCUUAUUGGAUGAUGACUGCCCCGCAGCAAUUUUUCCAAGCAAACCUUUUCUCCAGAGGUGUUUGCCUGACUUCUCAACCAAAAAUGGCUCUUUAACUGUAGGAAAUAAGAUGCUGUAUGAAGAUGGAAGUGGAAAAACAAGAAAUGUACUAGAACUCAGGGAGGCUUCAAAUGCUGUCAAUAAACUCCUUGAUGCAAGGGCAAUUGGAUCAAAAGUUUUUGAGGACUACACAGUGACGUGGUAUUGGAUCCUCCUAGGCCUAUGUACUGCCAUGAUCCUUAGUUGGACAUUUCUGAUACUCCUCAAAUUCAUAGCUGGAUUCCUCUUCUGGAUAUUUGCAUUUGGUGUACUUGGAAUUGUAGGAUAUGGAAUAUGGUACUGUUACCAGGAAUACAACAAUCUUCAGCACCACCCAAAUUCUACACUGACUAUAUAUGACAUCGGGAUUGAGACAAACAUAAGCAUGUACUUUAAAUUGAAACAGACAUGGUUCUCAUUUUUGAUAAUACUCAUCAUCAUUGAAGUGAUUGUCAUCAUCUUGCUGAUCGCCUUCAGGAGACGAAUCCGUGUCGCCAUUGUUCUGCUGAAGGAAGGGAGCAAAGCCAUUGGAUGCAUUCCUAGUACAUUACUAUAUCCAGUUUUAACUUUCUUUCUGCUCUUAAUCUGCAUUUCCUACUGGGUUGUGACUGCAGUUUUUUUGGCUACAUCAGGAAUACCUAUGUACACAGUUACAGCCACAGAUGAGCCAUGUAUCUAUUCAAAUAAAAUCUGUGAACCAGAGAGUUUUAAUACAACUGAAAUUCCCAGAGUUUGCCCGGGAGCUCAUUGUAACUUUGCUUUCUAUGGUGGUGGAAAGACUCUGUACCAUCAGUACAUCAAUACCUUCCAUAUAUACAAUCUAUUUGUCUUUAUCUGGCUUGUAAACUUUGUCAUUGCAUUGGGUCAGUGUUCCCUUGCUGGUGCCUUUGCUGCUUAUUACUGGGCCAUGAAAAAACCCGAUGAUAUUCCACCAUUUCCACUUUUUACUGCAUUUGGAUACGCUUUACGAUAUCACACAGGAUCACUAGCAUUUGGAGCUUUAAUUCUUUCAUUAAUUCAAAUAUUUAAAAUGGUCCUAGAAUACAUGGACAGCCAACUUAAAAAAGCCCAAAACAGCAUUUCCAAAUUUCUACAAUGCUGCCUGACAUGCUGUUUCUGGUGUUUGGAAAAAAUGGUAAAGUUUUUAAACAGAAAUGCCUAUAUUAUGAUUGCAAUAUAUGGGAAAAACUUCUGCAUAUCAACAAGAGAUGCUUUCAAUCUGCUGAUGAGAAACAUUAUAAAAGUUGCAGUUACAGAUGAAGUUACACACUUUAUAUUGUUCCUGGGGAAAAUUCUAAUUUCUGGGUUUAUAGGUAUCCUGGCCUUCUUGAUCUUCACACAAAAAAUACCAACGAUUAUACAAGGACCAACAUCUUUAAAUUACUACUGGGUACCAUUGCUGACUGUCAUUUUUGGAUCUUAUCUAAUUGCUAAGGGGUGCUUCAGCGUCUAUUCAAUGUGUGUUGAAACAAUUUUCCUCUGCUUCUGUGAAGAUCUGGAAAGAAAUGAUGGAUCUGCAGAAAAACCCUACUUCAUAUCCCCUAGCCUGCAUGGGAUUCUGAUCAAGAAGCAUCCAGCUCCCCAGAGGCAGAGUAGAAACUCUCCCAGCAGUGCCACCCACACUUAAGUUGAAGUUUUGUAAACUAGGCCAAGUGUAAUUUGAAAAUGUUGCUUUGGGGUAAUGUGAAAUUUCUGUGCUCUUUCUAAAAAGUCAGCACUUGGCACCAUCUGAAGUGUCAGACUCUUGAGGACAAUGACCUCUGUGAAGUAGUCUACUUUAUAGACUGUGGUCCUAGCCGAAGAGCAAAGUGUUAAUGUCAAUCAUUUUUAAAAAUCUAUAGCAGAAAGUGUUUUAAUAACUUUUAUAAUGGUGUGCUAUUUCCAUUACAGCACUUUGAUAGCCUUUCUUUUUAUAAGUGUAUAUUUGUAAAGGAUAUUCAUGCAACUUUUGAAAGCACUAUAAAUGUGUAAUUAGUUAGCCAUAAAAAUAUUGUUUAUAGUUAACCAGCAUAAGGUACUAAAUUUGUAAAUAUGGUGCUAUGGUUUUGUUUAUAUUGUUCAAGCUGGUGGACAACUCUCCAAACUGUGAUUAAGUGUGUAUUAAUGGUUCCUUAAAAAGUAUAUUUCGGUAUGUGAGUCAAGUCCGUAACAAUCAUCUAGAUGUUAUUGUCACACAAGUUCUACAGAGCAUUACUGGGUGAAGGUAGUGAAGAACCUUCACAGUCCAUUCUGUUUUAGUGAAAUUAUAUUUAUAUUGAAGUCAAAUCUGAGUUCUAGAAUGUCAUUUCCAAUAAUAGGAGCCUCCAAUAACCAUGAGAAUAUUCUGAACUGAAAUUGCCACGUAACUCAGGCCUUUCAUCUCCAGCCAGAAUUUCCUACUCCAACCAUGUAUAAAAUUAAUAUGGAUUUGCUUCAGACAAGUGAUUUUUCUUGUCAUGAUAAUACCUAUAGUUCUAGAUUAUAAGGAUUAUGUGGCUUUGUUCUACAAAAGGUUAAAAUUUAGCUCAAUCUUCAGUGAGGAAAGAGAAGAGAUAAAUAAGACACUUCAGUAUUUACCCUAAGGAAAUAUGUUACUGGUCCUCCAUUAGGUACCUCAUCUGGUACCUGUACAAUGGACAUGCUCCAGGUUAGGAAAUCUCUUUCUCCAGGGCAUAAGAGAAGUGUUAUUGCACCCUCCACUGCUGCUGGUCAGAGCAAAAAGCCGGUUUCUGGUAAGCCAUGCCUAAGUCUUGCACAACAGAGCAAAGUAUGAUUCAGAUGCUCACAUACCUGCCUGCCCCUCCUUGUGCAAAUGCAUAUGAUGCAGCUAACAGUGUAAAAAUGAAACCCAAAAGAAUCACUGAACCGGUUGGCAUCCUUUUGGCUUUUACACUCAGCUUUCCUAUAAGGAUUGGCUGAAUGGAACACGUUGACCUGACAUGUUGAUUGGAACAUGAUCUGCAUAUCCAAGAAGAGAGUCAUAAAUGUAUUAUUGUGUUACAAAUUACUAUAAAUACUAACUUACUUAAUUACACUGAAAUGUGUAGGAAGCUAGAUUUAGACUUAUUAUGGCAGCUUAAUAGUAUGUAGCCAAUGAAUAGAAAAGAUUUUCAAAAUAUCCAUCCUAUGGACCAGCAACUUGUUCUUAGCAUUCUUUCUUGAGUUUAUUGUAGUCAACAGUGUCACCUGGCCUCACUUCUUGGCAAAAAUAAAAAACUCUUAAUUUUCAUUCUUCUUGAAGCAUAAUGCAAAAAAAGAGUGAUUGCUUAUCUUUCUAGAUUUUUACUAUUACUUUGUUGUUCAAUAAUACAAGGGCCACAACAAAGAUCUAGUAAAACAGUAACCUCUAUCAGUGAACUUGUUAUAAAUACAGAUCCAUGCCCUUGCCCUACCCAAGUGAUUAUGAUAUGUUGUGCUUGAACAAGGACCUUCAAAUGUAUGAACUUCUCUAGUUGAUCCCAACACACAUAAAAGUUAGAAAAUCACUUGAAUAAAUUUAAGUCAACAUGUAAGAAACAGUUGCCUGUUUAACUGUAUUAUUGGCUUAUUCCUAGUCAGAAAGAUAUUCUCUAUUAGUUCUUUGUGUAACUGAAAUGCUUAGAGUAAAAAUGAGCAUUGUUUUUGAAAAGAAAUUUAGAAGCCAUUGUCUUACAGAACAAGUAAACUAAUAACUGUAAAAACAGAGCAUUAUUUCUCAAAACUUUCAUUUGAGGGAUCUGAAAAUACCAUCCACUAAAAUUGUACAAAUGUUAUCUUUCAAAGCUGUACUGUCUAUGUUGUUGGUGUCAAAGCAACAAUAUCUUGAACCAAUAUGGUAAUUUAGGAAGUAAAUGGAGAAAAAGAAAGUAAAAGUUAUUUCCUUGACCGUGCAACUGACAGACAUUCCAUAUUGGCAAAAUCUGACCUGGUAGACAGAAUGCGCUAAUAUUUUGCUAUCAUGAUAACAAGGGCUGAUUGUUUUUUCAUACCUAUGUUUACAAAAACGUUAACUGUUUUAAAAAAAAGUGAUAUUGUGAAUUGCUGUAAAACAAGUAUGCAGCAGAUGGCGAUGUUACUUCUCUUACAGUUUUUCUUUGAUACUUAACUCUGUGCCAUUCUUCCUCCUAGUGGAAGACUUAGAACGAAACGAAGGUUCUAGAAUAAGACCCUAUUUCAUGAGUCAAUCUCUGAUGAAGAUUUUGAUGGAGAGAGAUAAAUAAGAACCAGUAGAAGAACGAACUGGUCAUCCUGCUGCGUGUUAUCUUCCCGAAUCUGCUGUCUGCGCAACCCUUGUUUCAUAAGUGCUUUGUGUUUGGCGACACUGUAUUCACAACCUUGUUGGCUUGUAUUUGCAUGUUUUAUACCAAAGCUUAUAUUGUAAUAAUGUGAAGCCAUCAGAAGUUGCAAGGGAAUUGUUAAUAACAUGGAACAUUUUUAUACUAAGAUCUUUUGUUUUGUAAUUCAUUUUUAAAUAAGAAUGGCUUGGAUGUUUUGAAAAUACAUCUACUGUGUUAAUAUUCUUUUAGAUAUUAGAUUGAAAAAGGGUACACUAUUAAAUUGAUAGCUCCUAAUAUAUUUUUAAGAUGACAACGAAAAGACUUCUUCUGCAGGGAAAAUUGGUAAACAAAGUGAAAUAAACAUUUUUAGGGCUUUCCCCACUCCUGUUUGACAGUAAACAAGUAAAAGGACCACCCACUCCAGUCUUUGCUGUCUUUAGUAUAGAGUGUUUCCUGUUAAGCAAAUUGCCAAUCAUCCAGCCUUUACUACUUCGUCUGCUGACAAAGUGCCUUACUGGCUAAUACUACCCAGCUUUUGUGGGCAAGUUUACAAACAUUGUUUUUAAAAAUUAAAACCUUCGAUGUUUAGUGAUUAAAACAAAUCUUCUUGCAUUUGUUUUCCUCUUGCUCACUGAAUGGAACCCAUUGGUCAUUUCACCAUGUUUGAUAAUCUCACUAUUAGAGAGUUCCUUAUGUGGUAUAAACAAUUUCCCUUGUGCCUAAUGGACAUUCAUGAAUGUGUACUAUACACAAGGGAAGAAAAUGAUAUUGGGUUUGUUUUUUGCUUUUUUUCUUAAAAAAAAAAAAAGUUUAAAACUGUAAUGUUUUCUAUAGGAUAUCUUUGAAAAUACAGUAAGACUGUAUUUCUCUGUGUUCUCUACACAUUGGAAAGGGAAACUUCUAGCAAUUACAAAGGGAAACUUUACCCAUGAAAGGGUGCUUACAGACAUCAUGUACUGAAAAAGCUCCAUUAUAAAUGAUUGCUUAUUCUCAUCAAAACCUGUUCUAUAUGUGCCAUUUCAUUUUCUAACUUUUGAUACAAAACAGUUUACUUACAAAAUGUUAAUUUUUAUUGUGCCAAUAGAAACAGAAACAGUUUUGAAUUCAGUUUUAAAUAACUUUACUAGUACGACUAACUUUAAAGAAGAUUAAUUCAGUGUUGUAUUUGGCGUAAAAGCAAGGGUUCAUAAAAGUAUUCACCCUAAGGAUAUGUCAAUCAGAUAAUGAUAGUUUGUGAAAGAUUUAGGAAUCAAUCAACAGUAAGUUACUAAUGGUUUAUCUAUUAUCACAUUUAUUUAGAUGUGACUUUAGAUACGUUUAUGCCAAAAAUAAACUGACAUGAGAACAUAACAGUCUGAGCUCUAUAAUCAGUGUGCUUCUGCAGUGCAGAAGUGUUAGGAACCCUUAUUUGAACAUAUUUAAUAACUAAAAUGUUUAAUACUUAAUGGGAUUUGUUGUUACUCAUUGCUUUAAAUAUAUUUGUUUUCUAAUAGAUAUUUAGAUUAAAAACUAUCUGCCUUUUGUUUCUUUAAUCUAGAAAGAAAGAAAAGCUUUUGUUUUUUUUAAAUCCUCCCAUACUAUAACAUCAUCUUCUCUGAACUAAGCAUCUAGAAAAAUCUAUAUUUUUAAAUUUUCCCUUGGUAAAUCAAGUAACUGAAACUAAAGAUUUAUCCAAGUUAAUUAUUCAAAGAUAAAUAAGUAAAAAAAUGAUGUUUUUAAAAAACCCAAACAAUGGCCUAAACCAUUUAAUUGAUUUUUUAUUUUAAUUUGCCAAAGGUCUGCUCACUCCCUCAUUUGGUUUUUCCAACUUCAUAAGAAGAAAAUAUCAUUCUUAAGGCAUGGAUAAAUUUAAAGACCCUAAAAAUAUGUGAAGAAUAGUUCACAGUCGUUUUCUAAAACAAGAUUAAAUGAACCUAUUACUGGUCUACCUUAAGCUAAAAGAGCAUCUUUUUCUUUUUUUUUUAAGUUGAAUUGUGUGUUAAAUCUUCAAAAUUAAUUUUCUUUUAAAAUUUAAUGGGUUUCUUUCAAAGGUAAAAUAAAACGAUGUUCUUGCCAUUUUCAGUGUUCUUUUAAAAUGUUAAAUAUAAUAAGAUGUUUAUUAACACAGGUAACAAUUUUCUCUUUAUUUGAUGUAAAAAUAUAGUUUGAUUUCUAGGAGAAAUCCAAAUUGUGCUUUAGAUCUUAUUACCUCUUACUUUUGGCUGAUAAAGCACUGAUAUUUGCAAAUAAAUUGUAUGGAAUUGGACUAUAAUUGAUUUGGUUUUUCUAUAUGCCAAAAACAAACAAACAAAAGUUUAAAAAGUUUAUGUAUCCAUAUAGUAAAAUCACACAUUGAAGGGUUCUAUGAGAUCUUCAGGAUGAUGUAUUAUUUAAACUGAUAUUGAAAAAUGGGCUCUGUGAACCAAUUCCUUAUUUUCCUUUUAAUAUAUAGCCAACCAGUAGUCAUUCCAAUGUAUGUUCUUUCACUUUUACAAGUGGUGCCUCAGGAAAUUGCUCUUAAAUUCGAACCAGGCAUAGUAAUUAUCUCCAGUAUUAUCUGGUUCUGGGUAGAGGAACAUGCUUUAUAAAUCAGUCUUUCUUGGCAUAAGACAUGGGGACAAAAUUGAACUAAAAUCAUUA